AUGUUAUUAAUCUGUGUUUGUCUAGCAUGGAGCCUGGGGUUAGUACGUGCGCUAUCAUGGUCUCCGCGUGUUCCCGGACACUGCGCUCUGCCUGUCGAUGUUGCUCCAUUUGUCAGCUUCUUAGCAUCGAUUUUCUUCGGGGAACGGUCAGUUACCAUGACAACGACCUCGCCGAGCUGUUCCAUUCGACCAGUGUAUUAUAACACCCCCUGCAAUGUCCGCAUUGUUUAUGACAUAAGUUCCGUGUUCUGGUUGUACGACUGCGUCGUUUCCAGAUGUGACAGAUGGGAUUGUUUCAAUUUUGGGUGAGGGGCGUGUGUUAUCGAUUUGGCUGAUCUCGUCUCACGCCCCCAGUGGCAACAUGGUGUAGACGCAAGACCUAACUCCCACGUCGGGUGACAGUGAUGUGGUGGCGCGGGUCCAGGACGUUAAUGAUGGUGUUGCUGCUAGCGGUGGUGUGUUACACGUCCAUACGACUAGUCAGCGUCACGAUGGAGCUAGAGAAUGUCCGGCGAGGUCACAAGGUCACCUUGGUCGACAACAGUCGCCCUGUCGGCCUCGUCCCUGUGCCACACAAUUCCACCAACAGUACCGGCUAUAAAUACACUUUCAAAUACUCCAGUUUUCCCCAAUAUAAAGACUUUCCUAUAGACUGCCGACGUAUGUUCGAGGGAGACAUGGUGGCCUGUGAAAAGGCUGGCGAGAUCAGGAAGAGCGUGGCAUACAAACUACCCUCUGACCAUGAUGUCUACAAGGAAGCCAUCUUCUGUGAAAGCUUUAUUGCUAGACAUGGCUAUGGGAGUUCCCCAGUGUCCGAGGAGGAGAAGGCGUUUCCUAUUGCCUACAGCAUAUUGUUGUACAAAGACGUGGCCCAGGUGAACCUCCUCCUGAAAGCAAUCUAUAGAUCUCACAACGUGUACUGCCUACAUGUUGAUGGUAAAAGUGACCAAAGCGUUCAUCUUGCUGCCAAAGCAGUGUCAGAUUGUUUGAAGAAUGUGUUUAUUGUUUCCAAGACAGAGUCGGUGGUGUAUGCCGGUUUUACUCGUCUCCAGGCUGAUAUAAACUGUAUGGCAGAUCUCACAGCCUCGCCUGUUGAUUGGAAGUAUUUCUUAAACCUUCCGAGUCAGCAAUAUCCAUUGAAAACGAAUGCGGAGAUCGUGAAAAUAUUAAAGAUUUACAAUGGCUCUAAUGAUAUUGAAGGCAUUACCGGUGCUAGAAUGAUCAGCGACCGAUUUAUCCACAAACAUGUGUAUAUCAAAAAGACCAAUUCAAAAAUAUUGAUAAAGAGAACGGAAGAGAAGAACCCCCCUGCGCCUCACAACAUUACAAUAGUGAAGGGGAGCGCAUACGGAGUGUUUUCAAGAGCUUUUGUAGAUUUUAUUUUGAAUGACACUCGGGCCAGGGACCUGCUACAGUGGAGCAAGGGUGUUUUAAGUCCAGACGAAUACUACUGGGCAACGCUACAUCACAGCGCUAUUCUAAACCCCCCUGGAGGGUACACAGGCAAGCCUGACGGCAAGGACUGGUUAGCGACGUACGCAUCUUGGGCACCGGAGCACUGUGCUGGGCGCCGUCUUCGAGGCGUGUGUGUCUUCACAGAAGGAGAUCUGUCUUUUCUUGCAACUAAACGGGCGCUGUUUGCCAACAAGUUCUUGGUCCCUGGCAGUUCAGUAGCCCUCAUGUGCCUGGAACAGUGGAUACACAACAAAAGUCUAUCUGAUCUUCCAUUUGAUUCUUAUUAUUAUCAGCAACUGCCAUUUGUGAAACACUAGCAACAGCGGCACCAACAACGCGCAUACACAGAACACGCGACUCAGUUGACUCCCAGAUGUAGCUUAGUGGCGUCAUCAGUUGACUCUCGGAUAAAGCUUAGUGACGUCAUCAGUUGACACCUGGGACAAAUGGAAAUGUUUACGUAAUAGUGUGAUUCAUAGUGAUCCAAAGUGAUUCAAGAAGCAAGACAGCGGAUCAGCGCCUGACGUGGGGUCCCCCCUACACCAGCAAUACUUGGGUAGAGCAAGACAGCGCAUCAGUGUUUAUCGUGGACCCCCCCCCCCCCCCCCCAUCAGCAUUACUGUGUAGAGCAAGACAGCACAUGAGUGUUUAACUUGAUACUUACCUGGUAUAUCUUCUAUCUCUACAUUAGUUGAGAUCCAGCCAGACAACCUAAUACUUAUCUGGUGUCUCUUCUAUCUCUACACUAGUUGAGAUAGAGCCGGAAAACUUGAUAGUUACCUGGUAUCUCUUCUAUCUCGACACUAGUUGAGAUAGAGCCGGAAAACUUGAUACUUAUCUGGUGUCUCUUCUAACUUUACAUUAGUUGAGGUAGAGCCGGAAAACUUGAUACUUAUCUUGUGCCUCUUCUAUCUCUACACUAGUUGAGAUAGAGCCAGACAACUUGAUACUUAUCUUGUGCCUCUUCUAUCUCUACACUAGUUGAGAUAGAGCCAGACAACUUGAUACUUAUCUUGGGUCUUUUCUGCAUGUUAGAGUGUAGGAUGCCUGGCACGAGUCAGAGUGACUUAGACUUAAACUGUGAUAGCUGAUGCAACGACGUUACCAAUACCACCAGCGACUUCAACGAAACUUUCCCAACCAGUUGUUUAUAGCUUUCGUUAUAAAUCCAUUGAAGAAAUGACCGAAGAGCCGGAAAACUUGAUACUUAUCUAGUGUCUCUUCUAUCUCUACACUAGUUGAGAUAGAGCCAGACAACUUGAUACUUAUCUGGUAUCUCUUCUAUCUCUACAUUAGUUGAGAUAGAGCCAGACAACUUGAUACUUAUCUUGUGCCUCUUCUAUCUCUACACUAGUUGAGAUAGAGCCAGACAACUUGAUACUUAUCUUGUGCCUCUUCUAUCUCUACACUAGUCGAGAUAGAGCCAGACAACUUGAUACUUAUCUUGUGCCUCUUCUAUCUCUACACUAGUUGAGAUAGAGCCAGACAACUUGAUACUUAUCUGGUAUCUCUUCUAUCUCUACACUAGUUGAGAUAGAGCCAGACAACUUGAUACUUAUCUUGGGUCUUUUCUGCAUGUUAGAGUGUAGGAUGCCUGGCACGAGUCAGAGUGACUUAGACUUAAACUGUGAUAGCUGAUGCAACGACGUUACCAAUACCACCAGCGACUUCAACGAAGCUUUCCCAACCAGUUGUUUAUAGCUUUCGUUAUAAAUCCAUUGAAGAAAUGACCGAAGAUACCCAACCACAAUUAGCACCGAAGACGACUUUGUCACGAAACACUAUAAUAAUGUCUCUUAGCAGUGGGUGGACGCCAACAAAUCAUCUCGAGGACUGGCAUCUAGAUCUUACAAAUGCAUUGAGAUACUUCAGGUUGAUCCAAACAAUACUUAGAUCACAAUCCCUGUAGUUAAGUGUCACCCAGUAAGAAGAAGUUUCGUCAACUAGCCAAUGUCCUUGAGAGGUAGAAGAGACAACCUCUCGCCAACCAGAAACCAGUGAACGAUUAUCACAAUGCUGUUUCACUUUUAGAUGUACUAUGAAAUAUGUCAUUUUCAGAUGUGGAAGGAAAACGUAUGUGUAUUGUGUAUUUUUCUGUUGCAAAUUGUUAUGUAUGUGCUACAAGCAUCCGCCGGUCCCCGACAGUGUUUGAUAUGAGCGUAAGCUUAAACAAAACCGAUGGGCACUAUCCCUUGGCCAGGUGUUGGAGAAGCAAGAAGCACCGUCUUCUGCAUCCAAACGGGGCAUUCGCAGGACGUCGAUCUGUUGACCAAAAUAAUUCACGCGAAUAAUACAACUACAACUACUACUAGUGUGUAUUGAUCGAACUUCAACUUGUCACGUCAGUUUACGCAAUACCAUCCAGAACACGAUAAUACAGACAGCAUUAGUUGUAUUCUGAAGGUUUUAGGUCACAUCCAAUAUAACACUGAUUGAAAAAGAUGUUCGAAAUAAAAAAAAUCAAGAUUUCACGUUUAUCCGCUUUUAUGAGAUUUAUGAAAGGUAUUUGUAUUUGUAAACCUGCUAGAUUUCCAAGAGUGAAUCUACUUCGAUAUUCUCUCCUUUGUCAACACAAAUAAUGAUGAUGUCAUUGGCGGGCGUUGGACACGAAUGAAAAAAAUAUCAGCUCGGAAUACCUAAGGAGGAGUUCUAAUGAUUGAAAUACGUUUUUAAUGCUAUUGCACACUCAAUCAACUCUCCACAAUACCAUAAUGAUACCAUACAAAAGGAUGCCAACUUUCCCUUUAUGUCGACCAAUAUUACAGUAGCUCCGACAUUUGGUGUUUACAUUUUACCAUGUUUUAGGUUUAAUCGAGCAUGCUCUAUCUGGGAAGAUUCUAAAGAUCAUCAUGCGACUCUUGCUAUAAAAAUUGUUUGAUCAAGUAUACAACAUUCAAAAUAUAUACUCCUUGCCAUUUUGGAUAUAUACUGAACAACAAAAGUUCCUGUGACAUUGAAUAAGAUUUAAUGCAAAGUUAUGUUUUUUACC
Haliotis rufescens (red abalone) is the source of this 4444-nucleotide messenger RNA. RefSeq names its product N-acetyllactosaminide beta-1,6-N-acetylglucosaminyl-transferase-like. The coding region runs from base 405 to 1772 and encodes 455 amino acids. Gene Ontology annotation, cellular component: membrane. The record is from RefSeq and is a predicted model, not a curated record. The transcript has 3 exons. Lineage: Eukaryota; Metazoa; Mollusca; Gastropoda; Lepetellida; Haliotidae. Gene Ontology annotation, molecular function: acetylglucosaminyltransferase activity.